Molecule: messenger RNA, 1278 nt
Organism: Magnolia sinica
Lineage: Eukaryota; Viridiplantae; Streptophyta; Magnoliopsida; Magnoliales; Magnoliaceae
Exons: 3
Coding region: 1-1278 (425 amino acids)
Molecular function (GO): zinc ion binding
Source: RefSeq, a predicted model, not a curated record
AUGUCAUGGAUGAAGAGUGAUGAUCGACAAGCAAGCAGUAAGCUGGCCAGCGAACUGGUUGUCAAUCGCAUUAAGCAACGCAUGGGGUUAAGGCCGAAGGACAUAAUAGUCGCAAUGCAAGAUAAGUAUAAUAUUGUUAUUAACUAUAAUAAGGCAUGGCGCGCUAAAGAGAUUGCAAUCGAUCGCGCGAUGAGGUUUGAGAGAUGUUUUGUUGCGCUCGGACAGUGUGUUAGAAGUUUUCAAACAUCUCUGCGAAGGGUCUUGGCUAUUGAUGGGAUGCAUUUAAAAGGUAAGUACAAGGGUAUUUUGUUUGUUGCUACGGCAUUGGAUGGUGACAAUCACAUCUUUCCAAUCGCUUUUGGUAUCGGAGAAUCAGAGAAUAGCAACAGUUGGAACUGGUUCCUUACAUACCUCAACGAUUCGUUAGGGAAUUUACCUGGUCUUAUUAUCAUAUCAGACCAUCAUAAAAGUCUGAUGAAAGAAGUUCCACAGGCUGUAAAGACUUGUAGGAGGGCUGAUUUCGAUAAAUUCAUGCAUCAUAUCGAACUUGCCAACCCCCCAGUACAUGCAUGGCUAAGGGAAAUAGGUUAUGAAAAGUGGGCAUCUUCGCAUUUCCCAGGAAAAAGGUUCAAUUUGGUGACUACAAACACAGUUGAGUGUGUUAACGCUCUAUUCAAAGAAGCACGAGAAUAUCCAGUGACUAUGCUGAUAGAGACGGUCAGAUUGAAAAUUCAAGAGAUGUUUUGUAAAAGAAGAGAAUUAGCCUCAUCAUUUGUUGGACCGUUGACACCGUGGGCUGAGAAACAAAUAAAGGAUCUCAUACCGAAGGCACGAGAUGUUCGUUGCCACGCAAUUUCCCAAGAUGAAUACUAUAUUGUGGGAGACUACAAUGAUACCGUCAAACUCAAUAAGCUUUCAUGUACAUGUCGCGAGUUUGAAGUAAAGGGUUUAGCUUGUUUUCAUGUUCUUUCAGCAUGUAUAAACUACAAUCUUCUUCAUUACUCGUAUUGCUCCCCGUUGUACACGGCGAGGAAUUAUCAGAUCACCUAUGAAAAUUCGGUGUACCCAGUACGGGACAAAAGUCAAUGGGAAAUUUCUCCUGCAUUCAAGGAGUACUAUUUGAGAAUCUGGCCCCCGCUACAGAUGAGGUCAGCUGGAAGACCAAAGAAGGCACGGAUCCUUUCCCGUGGAGAGGAACGAACUACAAAAAUAUGCGGACGUUGCAAACAAGCGGGUCAUAAUCGUCGGAGCUGCAAAUUUCCAAUACCUUCAAAAUAA